Molecule: messenger RNA, 1647 nt
Organism: Ornithodoros turicata
Lineage: Eukaryota; Metazoa; Arthropoda; Arachnida; Ixodida; Argasidae
Product: speckle-type POZ protein B-like
Exons: 1
Coding region: 285-1379 (364 amino acids)
Biological process (GO): proteasome-mediated ubiquitin-dependent protein catabolic process; regulation of proteolysis
Cellular component (GO): nucleus; cytoplasm
Molecular function (GO): ubiquitin protein ligase binding
Source: RefSeq, a predicted model, not a curated record
UAAAAGUAGGUUGACAGGGUUGAUCAUGGUUGACAUGAACCGUCAUACCUCACGCAUUUGCCUUGCAUCGGCGUUCUUAGAAUUUCUUCGGUUUCUCUUGCUCAUUUCUCCUUUAUAGCUAUAGAAGCCACGUCAGUGUUUGGUUUGGUCUUUGUUUUCAAAGGAAGAGGCCUGGCUGAAUCUGCAGUGUCAAGAUCCUCCAGAGCUUUGCUUUGCUUGCGCGACAUUGGCGUACACUUCGACACGCACUAGUACACAAAGGAGACGACGUUCGAACACGAAGUAUGCUCCCAGGAACCCCUGCACUGCUGAAGCGUAAAUAUCACGCUGCUUUUCCCACGAACGAAACGCGGACUGUUACACAAGUGAAGACGUCUACAUGCUCACACAAAUGGGUAAUCAGAAAUUUCAGCUCUGUCCUCUUAGAAUGCAAAAGGUUCAUAGACAGCACCCAGUUCUCUCACCCAGAUUACCCCGGCAUAUCCUGGAGGUUAAAGCUCUACCCACACGGAAGCGAAACGAUACCGAACGGUCUUGAACGGAAGAAGUGGCUAAGUGUGUACUUGCAGCUCGCUGCGUGCGAUACGGAGAGCGUCGGGGUGAAAUGUGAAUUUUCUAUCGUUCGAAACGAUGGGAAGCGCACUGCGCAGACGAACGCGGAAAUGGAGCUCUCGAUGAAGCAGCCAACUUGGGGUCACGCCCGGUUCAUGGACAAAGUGGCAUUGUUGAAGGACGUCACGACUUUGCUGCCAGGAGGCGUGCUGACGAUUGUCUGCGACGUUACCAUGCGGGGACAAAUCACUCACACUGCAUUGAGAAAUGAGGGCGUAGUCGCGGUCAAGAAAUGCGACCUCAGAGACGACUUUUCGCACCUCUACCGGACGGGAACAUUGAGCGACUUCACAAUCUCGGUGAGCGACAAAGAAUUCCGAGUCCACAAGGCUGUUCUGGCUGCGAGGUCCCCGGUUUUCCUGGCCAUGCUCGAGAGCCCAACGAAAGAAAGCGAGGAGAAUAGGAUGGUUAUAGAAGACCUGAGGUCAGACGUGAUAGAACAGAUGCUGGAAUUCAUGUACACGGGCACGACAUCGGAAAUUGACAGCAUGGCGGAGGAACUCCUGCGGGCAGCCGACAAGUAUCAGUUGCCAUCCUUGAAGAUGAUGUGCGCGCAACACUUGCAGUCUCAGCUGUACUACGAAAACGCUGCAGACAUCUUGCAGCUGGCGGAUACGUACAACGUUCCGGAGCUCAAGUCGUCAAUGGUGAGCUACAUCAGCAUGCACGCUAAAGAGGUUGUCGGGACAGAAGGCUGGCGAAGGUUGGUCAAGAUGUGCCCAGAGAGUGUCACGGACAUCAUCACCUUGCUAGCUGCUUCCAAGUGAGGACAUCCUCAGGACGACUUCCUGACAUCCAUGAGGACAACCUCCGCAUGAGGACAUUCCUCAUGCAAACAGUGCCAAGCCUGAAAUGUUGCUUUGAGAUAUGUGCAUCGCAUGCAUAAAAAAAGUUAAACGAAACUUCGAAAAAUUGGGGCGUGCAACGUUGCUUGAAAGCUGCAGCAGCUGCUUUUUAGUGUGCAAAAGUGACGAGGUUGCAAGUGGAGCCACGUGCACGUUUUCUCGCAGGGCCAUCAAACAUGGCUGUCAAAGA